Plectropomus leopardus (leopard coralgrouper) is the source of this 798-nucleotide messenger RNA. Lineage: Eukaryota; Metazoa; Chordata; Actinopteri; Perciformes; Serranidae. The record is from RefSeq and is a predicted model, not a curated record.
ACUCUUCAUACUCCUAAAUACAUGAUUGUGUUUAACCUGGCUUUGACAGAUUUGUGUGGGAGCACGGCUCUUAUCCCAAAACUGUUGGACACAUUUUUGUUUGACAGGAGAUACAUUGUUUAUGAGGCAUGCUUAAGUUAUAUGUUCUUUGUUUUAUUCUUUGCAAGUUUGCAGUCAUGGACGCUUGUCACGAUGGCAUUUGACAGAUUUAUGGCAAUUUGCUUUCCUCUAAGGUAUCAUAGUAUUGUGACUAAAUCAGCUAUUGCUGCAAUGCUGCUGUUUGCGUGGGCCUUUUUAUUUAGUUUUUUGUUAUUCAUUGUUAAGCUUAUUGAUCGUCUCUCCUUCUGUGGAUCUUUGAUCGUAAAGAGCUUUUUCUGUGAUCAUGGACCAGUAUAUCAUCUGGCCUGUAAUGACACAUCUUUAAACCUCAUACUCUCAGUUACCGCUAUCACUAUUAUCAUCUGUAUUCCUCUUGUUUUAAUAGCAUUGACAUAUGUUUGCAUUUCCAUAGCACUGAGCAGGAUUGCAUCAGGAGAGGAACGACUCAAAGCAUUUAAAACGUGCACUUCUCAUCUGAUUCUUGUGGCUCUUUUCUAUCUACCACUUGUGGGUACCAACGUAGCUUCACUGGCCUCCUCCAUCCAUCCCAAUGCGAGGAUCAUAAACUCCUCUUUGACACACACCAUACCAGGUUUGCUCAAUCCUAUAAUAUACUCUUUAAAGACAGAAGAAGUGCUGAACUCUAUUAAGAGGCUUAGCAAAAGAUAUAGGAUCAACUACAUAACCUCAUCAAAAAAG